CAUUCCUCAGUAUCUCAGGAUGGAGCUCCGUUUGAUGAUCUUGCUUAUUUCACUGAUACGAGUUGGACAAGCUCAAGUUAAACCAGUUCUGUCUGUGCAGCCGAAUUCAUCCCAAAUAUUCAGAGGAGAGGAAGUUACACUCACAUGUACUAUUCUCGGAAGAAGUAUAAUGUAUUACUGGUUAAGAGAUGAUGUAUAUACUCACAGCUCUAAUGAAAAUGUUUACACUAUAAAAAUACAUCAGAGACACAGAUACACUUGUUUAGGGUCCAUUGUUGCAUGGUCAGUGACACCACUGAGUAAUGAAGUGACUCUCUCAGUGAUAGAGAGACCAAAAGCUGUUGUGACUCUGCAGCCUGAUGGACAGAUAUUCAAUGGAGAGAAAGUAAUGUUCGUAUGUGAAAUACAAGAACAUUCAGACUCUGAGUGGACGUACAACUGGUAUAAAGAUGAUGUUCAGAUUUUCCCCUACAAUGAAAGCAGAAACUAUUCAUUCACUGCUUUAGAGUCUGUCAGUGGUAAAUACACCUGCAGAGGACAGAGAAAAAGUGACUCUCAGAGCUCAGAGACCAGCAACGCUGUUACACUCACUGUGUCAGAAAAACCUAAACCUGAACUCACAUCAGACCUUAAAGGAGCUGCACUGACAGGAAACUCAGUGACUCUGUACUGUACACUGAAGCUGCAGUCUGCUGGAUGGAAGUUUUACUGGAGCAAAGACACACAGAGACGUGACACUGAGACUGAAACACACUCCUACACCAUCAGAUCAGUUAGAGUCUCUGAUGGAGGUCAGUACAGGUGCAGAGCUGGAAGAGGAAACCCAGUCUACUACACACACUACAGUGAUGCACUCUGGGUAAAUGUUACUGGUGAAUCUCCUCCAGUGUCUCUGAUCAUCAAUCCAAGCAGAACUCAACACUUUACUGCUGAUUCUAUCUCACUGAGCUGUGAGAACCACAGAGACUUUACUGGAUGGACAGUGAGAGGAUAUACAUGCAAUGAGACAUGGUUUGAUUGUUUGUCAGUUUCAGGAUCUACAUGUAACAUCAGCUCCCUCUCUCCAUCACACACUGGAGUUUACUGGUGUCAGUCUGAAUCUGGAGAAUGCAGUAAUCCUGUCAACAUCACAGUACACAAUGGUGAUGUGAUCCUGGACAGUCCUGUCCAUCCUUUAACUGAGGGACGUCCUCUGACUUUGCACUGUUUAUAUCGCAACACAAAGAUCUCAGACUCUGGUGUAGAUUUUUAUAAAGAUGAUUUGAUCGUCCAGAAUCAGACUACAGGAGAGAUGAUCUUCAGUAGUGUCUCAAAGUCAGAUGAAGGUUUCUAUCACUGUAAACAUCCAGAGAGAGGAGAGUCACCAAAAAGCUGGAUUUCAGUCAGAGAUUCAGAAGCUCCAGUAUCAGUGUUCAGGCUGAUGAGCAGUCUGAUGACGGUUUCCGUGUAUCUGCUGCUCACCAUCGUUGUGGCAGUGAAAUGUUACAGAGCUCGAGUUCAGACUGAUGAUGACAACAUCCAGAAUACAUGUUCAGAGAACUCUAACAGUGACUAUGAAAAACCUAAACCUGAACUCACAUCGGACCUUAAAGAAGCUGCACUGACAGGAAACUCAGUGACUCUGUACUGUACACUGAAGCUGCAGUCUGCUGGAUGGAAGUUUUACUGGAGCAAAGAUACACAGAGCCGUGAGACUGAGACUGAAACACACUCCUACACCAUCAGAUCAGUUAGUGUCUCUGAUGGAGAAAAACCUAAACCUGAACUCACAUCGGACCUUAAAGAAGCUGCACUGACAGGAAACUCAGUGACUCUGUACUGUACACUGAAGCUGCAGUCUGCUGGAUGGAAGUUUUACUGGAGCAAAGAUACACAGAGCCGUGAGACUGAGACUGAAACACACUCCUACACCAUCAGAUCAGUUAAUGUCUCUGAUGGAGUAUCAGAUGCAGCAGAGGCAGUCGUGAGUGUGUCUCCACAGAGUUGGCUGACUGAAGGAGACUCAGUUACUCUAAACUGUGAGAUUAAAUCCUCCUCUACAGACUGGACAUUCAGCUGGUACACAGAUGUUCUCUACAGAGACAGUCAGGGUUCCUACAAGCACAGACCAGAGCUUCUCUCAAACAGCAGCAGAGGAUCUGGAGGUUCCUACACACUCAGUCCUGUUACUCUGAACCACACAGGAGUUUAUAUGUGCAGAGCAGUGAGAGGAGAACAAGUCUAUUACUCACAGUACAGCAAAGAUCAGCCACUGUGGAUCACUGGUGAAUCUCGUUCAGUGUCUCUGAUCAUCAAUCCCAGCAGAUCUCAACACUUUAUUUCUGACUCUCUGUCACUGCGCUGUGAGAACCAGAGAGACUCUACUGAAUGGGCAGUGAGAGGAUACAUGAACAAUGGGGUGUUUUUUGGUUGUUCAUCAGUUUCAGCAUGUAACAUCAGCUCCCUCUUUCAAUCACACACUGGAGUUUACUGGUGUCAGUCUGAAUCUGGAGAACGCAGUAAUCCUGUCAACAUCACAGUACACAAUGGUGAUGUGAUCCUGGACAGCCCUGUCCAUCCUGUAAAUGAGGGAAAUCCUCUGACUUUACACUGUUUAUAUCUCAACACAAAGAUCUCAGACUCUGGCUUUGAUUUCUAUAAAAAUGAUUCAGUUCUCCUGGAACAGACUACAGGACUGAUGACCAUCAGCAGUGUGUCAAAGUCAGAUGAAGGUUUCUACUACUGUACACACCCAGAGAGAGGAGAGUCACCGAAAAGCUGGAUUUCAGUCAGAUUAAGUCAGUCAUUUGCGAAAACUGGACUAGUGUUUAGGCUAAUCAGCAGUCUAGUGACGAUCUCUGUGUAUCUACUGCUGACCGUCACUUUGGCAGUGAAAUGUUACAGAGCUCGAGUUCAGACUGAUAGAGAAAACACCAAGAAUGCUGUUAUAGAGGAGGUUCAACUAUGAAAAACUGGAUAUAUAUUAACUCCAUUUUGUGUAAUAAUUUUUUCCCUUUAGUUGUGAGAUAAUAUUGAUUUGUUGGAUUAAGUUAUUAAGUAUUUAUUGGAUCUUCGUGCUUUUCCAAAACCCACACACUUACCCAGCGGGUCCUGGUAGAAGUAAAUGCAACAUGUGAAGCUGAAGUGAAGUGUGCAAUAAAGUAAACU
Molecule: messenger RNA, 3147 nt
Organism: Silurus meridionalis
Lineage: Eukaryota; Metazoa; Chordata; Actinopteri; Siluriformes; Siluridae
Product: Fc receptor-like protein 5
Exons: 17
Coding region: 20-2947 (975 amino acids)
Biological process (GO): cell surface receptor signaling pathway
Molecular function (GO): transmembrane signaling receptor activity
Source: RefSeq, a predicted model, not a curated record